This is a messenger RNA of Selaginella moellendorffii, 647 nucleotides long. Its product is annotated as cytochrome c. Gene Ontology annotation, biological process: mitochondrial electron transport, ubiquinol to cytochrome c; mitochondrial electron transport, cytochrome c to oxygen. The transcript has 3 exons. Lineage: Eukaryota; Viridiplantae; Streptophyta; Lycopodiopsida; Selaginellales; Selaginellaceae. Gene Ontology annotation, molecular function: heme binding; electron transfer activity. Gene Ontology annotation, cellular component: mitochondrial intermembrane space. The record is from RefSeq and is a predicted model, not a curated record. The coding region runs from base 109 to 498 and encodes 129 amino acids.
AGGAAAGCGUAAUGGAAUCGAAACAGUGUUUAGGUCUCUGUGGUUCUCAGUAGCUCGGAGCUGCGGCAUCGAUCUGCGAUUUCCAGGGUCUAGGGAAAAGCGAGGGGAAUGGCGACUUUCGGAGACGCCCCGGCUGGGAACCCGAAGAACGGCGAGAAGAUCUUCAAGAUGAAGUGCGCGCAGUGCCAUGUCGUGGAGGAGGGAGCUGGGCACAGGCAAGGCCCCAAUCUCCAUGGUUUGAUUGGGAGAACUUCUGGGACUUGCCCCGGGUUUAGCUUCUCGGCGGCCAACAAGAACAAGGCCGUGGAGUGGAGCGAGGAGACGCUCUACGAGUACCUCUUGAAUCCCAAGAAGGUAAGCACUGCGAUUUUUUGCUCCCGAAAAAGCACGCUUUUUUUUUCGUGGCAGUACAUUCCAGGAACCAAGAUGAUCUUCCCGGGAUUGAAGAAGCCGCAGGAACGAGCGGAUCUAAUCGCCUUUCUCAAGCAGAACUCCUGACAUGCUUUUUCACCGCGCGGCUGGGAUUAAUGGGUGGGGAAUAAAGAGGAUUUCCGAGAGCGUGAAUUUUCGAGAUCCUUUGAGAGAACUUUGAUAAGAACUGCGUCUUUUUGUUCUUUUUAAUUCAAUUCAUUCGUUCGUUGACGGUA